AUGAAGGGCAGCCCAGACCAGCAGAUCGAUGAUGUCAGGACUGACGGGGGCAGUGACGUCAUCAUCCUGCUGGUGGGCAACAAGACCGACUUGGACGACAAGAGGCAGGCGACCCUCCGGGAGGGCGAGCGGCGUGCCAAAGAACUGAGCGCCACGUUCAUCGAGACCGGUGCCAAGACUGGCUACAACGUGAAGCAGCUCUUCCGACGUGUGGCCUCGGCUCUGCCUGGAAUGGAGAACGUCCAGGAGAAAAGCAGAGAAGGGAUGAUCGACACCGAGCUGGACCAACCCCAGGAGUCCCUGGCCAGCAGAGGCGGCUGCUCCCGCUAG
Molecule: messenger RNA, 330 nt
Organism: Globicephala melas (long-finned pilot whale)
Lineage: Eukaryota; Metazoa; Chordata; Mammalia; Artiodactyla; Delphinidae
Source: RefSeq, a predicted model, not a curated record